Molecule: messenger RNA, 1823 nt
Organism: Ipomoea nil (Japanese morning glory)
Lineage: Eukaryota; Viridiplantae; Streptophyta; Magnoliopsida; Solanales; Convolvulaceae
Product: cytokinin hydroxylase-like
Exons: 5
Coding region: 87-1643 (518 amino acids)
Molecular function (GO): monooxygenase activity; heme binding; oxidoreductase activity, acting on paired donors, with incorporation or reduction of molecular oxygen
Source: RefSeq, a predicted model, not a curated record
AUAUCGAUCAGUGAGUGAUAUUCUGUACUCUGUUAUCCUCAAAAACUACUCUGUAACCAUCGCCGCCGGCUUCACCACCUCCGGCCAUGGCAGCCGCGGUGGUUCUGAUCCCCCUACUGCUCACAUGCGCGUGCAUGUUCUUGAAACUGGCCUACCAAACCAUCUCAUGUUACUGGCUAACCCCGAGACGCAUCAGAAAAACCAUGGAGAAACAGGGAGUUUUCGGGCCCAAUCCUCGGUUCCUCCUCGGAAACAUCCUUGACAUGGCCGCCAUGGUCUCCAAGUCAACCUCCGACCACAUGGACUCCAUCCACCACGACGUCGUCCCACGCCUCUUGCCCCAUUACGUCGCCUGGUCCAAAAUUUACGGGAAGAGAUUCAUAUAUUGGAAUGGGAUUGAGCCUAGGAUGUGCUUGACGGAAACCGAGUUGAUCAAAGAGCUUCUUUCAAAGUACAGCGCGGUUUCGGGGAAAUCUUGGUUGCAGCAACAGGGCUCAAAACAUUUCAUCGGCCGCGGCCUUUUGAUGGCAAACGGCGACGACUGGUAUCACCAGCGUCACAUUGUCGCCCCAGCUUUCAUGGGAGACAAACUCAAGAGUUAUGCGGGGUACAUGGUGGAAUGCACUCAGAAAAUGCUCCAAUCUCUUGAAAAAGCAGUGCAAUCGGGGCAGACGGAGUUGGAGAUCGGCGGCUACAUGGCACGCCUCACCGCCGAUAUCAUCUCCCAAACCGAGUUCGGAACUAACUAUGAGAAGGGCAAACAAAUAUUUCAUCUUUUAACUGUCCUACAACAACGAUGUGCUCAAGCUAGUCGUCAUUUAUGUCUUCCCGGUAGUCGAUUUUUUCCUAGUAAAUAUAAUAGAGACAUAAAAUCGUUAAAAAUGGAGGUGGAGAGGCUACUAAUGGAGAUUAUACAAAGCCGUAAAGAUUGUGUUGAAAUCGGUCGGAGUAGCUCGUAUGGCAACGAUCUGUUAGGGACGUUGUUGACGGAGAUGAAAAAAAAGAGAUCAAAGAAUAUCGGGUUUAGCUUAAAUUUACAAUUGAUAAUGGAUGAAUGCAAGACAUUCUUCUUCGCUGGCCAUGAAACUACUGCUUUGUUACUCACAUGGACCAUAAUGCUCCUUGCUAGCAACCCAUCUUGGCAGGACAAAGUUCGGUCCGAAGUUAGACAAGUUUGUAACACUGACACCCCCUCAGUCGAGCACCUCUCCAAGCUCAAUCUGUUGAACAUGGUGAUUAAUGAAUCAUUAAGACUAUACCCACCAGCUUCUGUUCUUCCAAGAAUGGCGUUUGAGGAUUUCAAGCUUGGCGAUCUUCACAUCCCAAAGGGGCUUUCCAUAUGGGUGCCAGUGCUAGCCAUCCAUCACAGUGAAGAGAUAUGGGGAAAAGACGUGAACGAGUUCAACCCUGAGCGAUUUGCAUCAAAGUCCUUCGCCGGCCCCGCCCGGAAUUUCCUGCCGUUCGCCGCCGGCCCCCGGAACUGUGUCGGCCAGUCUUUUGCUCUCAUGGAAGCCAAGAUCAUCUUGGCCAUGCUAAUAUCCAAGUUCAGCUUUGACAUCUCCGAGAGUUAUCGCCACGCGCCGGUCAUCGUCCUCACCAUCAAGCCCAAGUAUGGAGUUCAGAUCAGAUUGAGGCCUUUGUAAUGUGCUCCGUAAUUUUAUUUUUAUAUUUUUUAUUGAGUUUUGGCUUGGAAUUAGGUAUUGAGAGUUCCCAAAAAUAGAUCGGAGUAGUAAUUGUUGUAAUAUUUCUUCGUUUUCCUUCAAAAUUUUGUUGGAAAUGCUGAGAAUUGUUAAAUAAAAUAUAUAUAUAUAUGCGUGCAAAAA